This is a messenger RNA of Ilex paraguariensis (yerba mate), 297 nucleotides long. The record is from the annotation of a GenBank genome assembly. Lineage: Eukaryota; Viridiplantae; Streptophyta; Magnoliopsida; Aquifoliales; Aquifoliaceae.
AUGGUACAUGAGUUCGAGAUUCCAGUUAAAAAGGGGGACAUACUUGUUGUAGGAACUGAUGGAUUGUUGGAUAACAUGUUUCCGAGAGAUAUCGAGAAUUUAGCCAAGGUGGUGAGUGCUAAUGGUGCAGAACCAGAGCAGGUGGCUUGGGCAAUAGCCGAACAUGCUUAUUAUAACUCCGUAGAUAAACAUGCAUCAACACCAUCUGUGGAAGCUUCUUUGCUGGCUGGAAAACAGCACCUUGGUGGCAAAAAAAACAAUAAAAAUGUUAUUGUUGUUCUUAUUGUCGACAAAUAG